Molecule: messenger RNA, 823 nt
Organism: Papilio machaon (common yellow swallowtail)
Lineage: Eukaryota; Metazoa; Arthropoda; Insecta; Lepidoptera; Papilionidae
Exons: 2
Coding region: 93-422 (109 amino acids)
Source: RefSeq, a predicted model, not a curated record
UUACAUUAUUCAUUUGACAGUUGUCGUCGGUCAUUCGUCGAGUUCGCAAGGCGCAUAGAAUCGAACUUUAUAAUUGGCGAAAUGUUAGCGGUAUGCGGUUACUUGUGUUGAUAUUGAUUAGUUUAAUUGUAUGUAAUAUAGUCUUGUGUUCCGAUAUGAUUGUGGGUGACACAGUACACAGGAAAAUGGUGUUCCACCAGAGGGUCAAAGAGUUUCCGAUACCGUUUAAAAAGCGAAUAAAAUCAUUGUCAUAUAGUGAUCCUGAGAAACGUAUUAUCAAGGGUGUUGCUGCAAUCGACAAUGAUUUCUCUCAUGCGAGCGCCAAUAUCACUGAAGGGGGAGUAGGCUACUCUCACGUCACAGUUAGAAUGAAGAGCCAGAGACAUCACCCGCUAAACUUCGAGGUCGAAAUAUACGUCUAAUCGAAGAGCUAUCGGUGAAAUAAUCUAUAAGCAAUCUUAGAACCCGUGGAUUCACGUAAAACAACUACAUCGCACUCCUUAACAACAUUUACGGCAAUAUUCAAUCAUUUAAUGGUCACUUAGUGCUUUAGAGUAGAUUUAAAAGGAAAAAUAUACAAUAAUGGACUGUUAAAAGACCGUUUACCGGCUGAAUGUCUCAGAAAAUUAAUAAAAUUAUUUGUCAAUGUGUCGUAAUAUGAGUAUGAGUGAUAAAAAAGAACCAAGUGUUUUCCAAAGCAAAUGUUGACACAUCUGUCUACUCCAACAAUGAUAUCGUUUGAAACAAUAACCGAAUUCAUAUCAAUUCUCGGUAAAUCUAUUUAAAUACGUUAUGCCGUUGAGUUUGUUUAUAUAAAAAUCAA